Cyphellophora europaea CBS 101466 is the source of this 564-nucleotide messenger RNA. RefSeq lists its product as uncharacterized. The transcript has 2 exons. The coding region runs from base 1 to 564 and encodes 187 amino acids. The record is from RefSeq and is a predicted model, not a curated record. Lineage: Eukaryota; Fungi; Ascomycota; Eurotiomycetes; Chaetothyriales; Cyphellophoraceae.
AUGCCCGAGCGGAACCGUUAUCAAAACAGACGACAGGAUCCCGACGAAGACGUAGACUACGAGAGCGACGAGUCCGAUCUCGUCCACAUCCAAUGCUGGAUUCCGUCGGCCAACAUUGAUUUGACCGCGCUCGCCACAUAUCUCAGAGAAUAUGUGGACAAUACUGCGACCAUUAAGCCGUCGCAAAGUCCAGCCGAUGCGACUAAGGCUGGCUACACCAUUAGCGCGAGGAAAACACUCAGUGUCGCCGAAUGCCGCGACAUUAUUGAAGACUCCCGCGCCUGGGAGAAGGAACGACAAUCGCGCGAAUAUCGUCGGGAGCCGUAUUCAUACAGCGAGUCUGACGCCUGGGAAGAUAGGAGGAACAAGGGCGCGACUGUAUCGGAAACGAAGCCCCGAAGACGACGUCGUCGAUCGCCCAGUGCGGCCACAAGUGCCCCAUCGCGGCAUGCCGGCAUCAACGAGCAACGACCAGAUGAGCGCGAGGCUUCACCCGACACGUCUCGCGGGUGUCCCGGAGAAGCCGCAGUGCUCUCUGAGCACCACGAAGCCGGCAACCAGUAA